This is a messenger RNA of Drosophila innubila, 970 nucleotides long. RefSeq lists its product as uncharacterized. The record is from RefSeq and is a predicted model, not a curated record. NCBI's taxonomy places the organism in Eukaryota, Metazoa, Arthropoda, Insecta, Diptera, Drosophilidae. Gene Ontology annotation, molecular function: transmembrane monodehydroascorbate reductase activity. Bases 89 to 841 code for a protein of 250 amino acids. The transcript has a single exon.
GCAUUGCUUUAGUUCUCUAAUUUAGAAAGCGUCAUUUAAAAUCAAGGUAGAGUUUAGUUUAUAUAUUUAUUAAAUAGACAUUCGAUUAAUGUACUACAGAAUCAGACAACUGACAUUGUCGGAAGAGACGGAAGAUGGCGAUAUUGUUGUGAAUGCAACGGGAGACUCCAUCGAAGGGUUCACCUGGCCCGAAGUGUCGGAGGGGUUAUACGAUAAUGUAUGCAAAGCCAUAUCGCAUAUUCUGGUAGUUGGCAUCACGGUGAUCAUCUCCCAGAAGUGUCUGCUGCUGAAACUGGCGAGGACAGCGGAGCAUGCUUUCUACGCCACGGUGGCCCUGGUCUUUUGCAUGAGUGAAGCGCUCCUCCUGUCGCACCACAUGUUGCACAUGGCCUUUGGCCUAAUGACCUUUAGCCUGGGAGCGAUGGGCGUUGGCAUUGAGAUAAGGCAUAAGCAGCUGCAAUCUGCAAAUCAUUUUCGCAGUAAGCAUAGCAUUUUUGGUUCGAUUGGAUGCUUUUUCAUCUUGGCCAGCAUCUGCACUGGUUUUUGGAUGCUGCUGGAAGAUCUGGGCAAGAGGCAUGCCAUCGUGUUGCAACUCGUGCAUCGUAUUUGCAGCCUCACAAGCUAUGUGGCAUUAAUGACCUCACAGCUGUUCGGCUACAACAAGGGAUUCGUUCGUCGCAACUGGUCAGAAUUGUACAUUCGUAUCUUAAAGUGUUUCACCUUUAUCGCAACCAUCAGUGUGUGCAUCCCUGAGCUCAAGAACUUUGCACGCGAUCUUCUGGAACCGAUCGACGAGGAGGUGGACGACAUAAUACACAAAGAGAUUCCAUUGAUGCGAUAACAGACCUCCUUUUAUCAUAUGACCAAAGAUAAAAAGAAACAUAAAAAGAAAGUAAAAAAGAAAGUUGAAGCUUUCAGCCUUAGUUAUGUACAUUAAGAUUAAAAACAAUAAAGUCGAACUACAAUAACA